Molecule: messenger RNA, 984 nt
Organism: Dipodomys ordii (Ord's kangaroo rat)
Lineage: Eukaryota; Metazoa; Chordata; Mammalia; Rodentia; Heteromyidae
Product: killer cell lectin-like receptor subfamily B member 1
Exons: 6
Coding region: 247-984 (245 amino acids)
Source: RefSeq, a predicted model, not a curated record
AGUGCCAGGUAUGGCACUAAAAAGAAAAAAAAAUAACAAUAAUAAAGAACAAUCAAGACGUUCUAGAAUGUCAUUCCAGAAAGAUCAAGUGUGAGAGGCCUUCAGUUCAGCAGCCUCUGUCUCGUGUGGGUGUGGGCUGCAGGCGGACAGCAAACCACUCUCCCACGCCACUUCCGCCGGCGCUUCUGUCUCCCACAGAACCUGGACCUGGCCUUUGCUGCUAGAAGGUCUCGUCUUCCUCCAGCCAUGGACUUGCCCAUCAUAUAUGCUGAUUUACAUCUCGCCAGGGCCCCCGCGCAAGACAGCGCCCCCUCCUCCACUCACCCGCCGGAGGGGUGCCGGGGGCCCUGUUGGCACGGGCUGGCGUGGAAGCUUUUCUGCGCUGCUGUAACUCUGCUGGUCCUGGGCGUGGCUGGGCUGAGUGUGGCAGUGGUACUCUUAAUGCAAAAAUCACCGACAGAAGAGGGCACGGUGGACAUUCAAGAAAACAGAACCGAAACAACAGUUCAACCUCUUCCAGUUUCUCCCGUAGAGAGACCAGCCAUGGCAGCGUGCCCUGUGUCUUGGCAUGAACUUGGAGACAAGUGCCUGUUUCUAUCAUCCACACCUUUGUCUUGGAAUGGCAGUCUGACCUACUGCUCCACAAAGCAAUCCAACCUGCUGCUGAUUCACGAUGCGGAGGAGCUGAAGCUCCUGUUUCUGGAGUUUCUGGAGCACAGCAAACAUCUCUACUGGAUCGGACUACAUCGCUCAGUGUUGGGCAAGACGUGGAAGUGGACCAACGGCUCUGAGUUCAGCUCCUCCAGCCUCCAGCUGACGGACGGGGCACAGGACACAAGCGUGUGGCAGGACAAGGACCCAAGCGUGUGGCAGGACACCAACUGUGCGGUCGCCUCCCACAAGCGCUUGUACGCUGAGAGCUGCCAGGCCGAGCUGAGAUGGAUCUGCCAGAAGGAACGUUCUAGAAAGAGAUCACGGCAGUGA